Sphaeramia orbicularis (orbiculate cardinalfish) is the source of this 1911-nucleotide messenger RNA. RefSeq names its product regulator of chromosome condensation 1 (gene rcc1). Gene Ontology annotation, molecular function: guanyl-nucleotide exchange factor activity. Gene Ontology annotation, cellular component: cytoplasm. The transcript has 10 exons. The coding region runs from base 112 to 1365 and encodes 417 amino acids. NCBI's taxonomy places the organism in Eukaryota, Metazoa, Chordata, Actinopteri, Kurtiformes, Apogonidae. The record is from RefSeq and is a predicted model, not a curated record.
CACUGACGUCCUGCGCGUGGUGCGUGUAUGAAGACCGGGAACAGGCUGCGCACGUUCACUACUGGGCAAACUACAAAGCUCUACACAUUAUAGGCCUAAAGUGUUGCUGUCAUGCCUGCGAGAAAGUCCGCCACCAAGAGGAAGCCUGAAGCUGCUGUGGAAGCUACAGACUCCAAGAAAGCAAAAGUUUCGCAUAAGAGUCAUGGUAAAGAAGCAGGUCAGGUUCUCGUUCUUGGCCAGGGUGAUGUUGGACAGUUGGGCUUAGGUGAGGAUAUUGUUGAAAGGAAGAAGCCAGCCCUUGUGUCUUUACCCGAGAGUAUUGUGCAAGUCGUUGCUGGUGGCAUGCAUACAGUGUGCCUCAGUGACACCGGCCAUGUUUACACAUUUGGCUGUAAUGAUGAAGGGGCUCUUGGUCGUGACUCGUCAGUGGAGGGAUCUGAGAUGACUCCAGGAAAGGUGGCAUUGGAAGAGAAGGUGAUCCAGGUGUCUGCAGGGGAUAGCCAUACAGCUGCACUCACAGAAGACGGAACUGUCUACAUCUGGGGUUCCUUCAGGGACAACAAUGGUGUUAUAGGUCUCCUGGAACCCCUCAAAACAUCUACUGUUCCACUGAAAGUUCCCAUGACUGAACGUGUUGUGAAAAUUGCAUCUGGUAAUGACCACCUUGCACUAGUGACACUGGACGGAAAUCUUUACACAUCAGGCACCGCAGAGCAGGGGCAACUGGGAAGAGUGCCUGAACGGUUUGCCCACAGUGGAGGCAGGCAAGGCCUCUGCCGUUUUCUCAUUCCUCAGAUGGUAAAAGUCAAAGGGAAGGUUCAUUUCACAGAUGCCUUCUGUGGGGCCUAUUUCACCUUUGCUGUGUCAAAAGACGGACAUGUGUACGGCUUUGGACUCGCCAACUAUCACCAGCUGGGCACUAAAAGCACAAAGAUGUGUUUUACUCCUGUUAAACUGACAUGCUUCAAAAACUCCUCCACCUCCUGGGUCGAUUUCUCUGGAGGACAGCAUCACACAGUCUGUCUCGAUGCUGAAGGGCAGGUCUACAGUCUGGGCAGAGCAGACUAUGGACGUCUUGGUCUAGGCGAAGGAGCUGAAGAGAAAAGCGAGCCCUCACUGGUGACUGGGAUAGAGCCAGCCAGUGGAGUGGAGUGUGGAGCAUCUGUCAGCUUUGCCAUCACUAGAGAAGGCUCUGUUUACGCCUGGGGUAUGGGCACCAACCUGCAGCUCGGCACUGGAGAGGAGGAUGACGAGUGGAGUCCUGUGAAGAUGACAGGCAAGCAGCUGGAGAACCGUGUAGUACUGAUGGUGUCCAGCGGGGGGCAGCACACGGUGCUUUUGGUGAAAGACAAACAGGAGAGCUGAUGGCUUUUUGAAGGCAGAUAAUGCUGGUGGGGGCCUUGUUCACGAUGCCUAAAUAUGAGGAGGGGGGGUUUGAUCCUACUGUGAUUUCCUGAGCUGAGGUGCUGGUCAGAGGUUGGGUGGGAGGGGUCAGCUCUAGCCCCUUUUGAGAACUCUUCCUCGUAUGGAAACAUUUUUCCAGGAUGUUUUCUGUAGAUCAUGACAAAUGAGAGACUAUUUUUUUAAAUCUAGUUUUUGACGUUGCCUUUGAAUUCUUUCCAUAAAAGUCAUUGGCGUGACUGGAAGAUUAAAUAUGAGGUGGUUGUGAAUGUGCAUGUACAUAAAGAAAGUGAGAGCGCAAGCCUUUUAUUGACUUCUCCAAACAACGGUCAUUUUAAUGUUUUUCUUUAAAGCAAUAAUUCCACUUUUAUUUUGGUUCAGAAGGGAUCUGUCAGUUGUUCCACCAUGAGCGUAUAUACAGUUGUUGCGACUGUUCAGUAACAUGUACUGUAUCCUGCAUUCUGUUGCUUUUUUCUGUCUGGAAAUAAAUAAUACAUUUUAAGUUUUUAA